CGCGCCGUGAGGGCCCCGCGGGCCCGGUCCCGCCAUGGCGGCGCCGCCCGGGCCGCGCAAGCGGAGCGGCCCCGCGCUGAGCGGCGGCAGCGGCGCCGGGGCCGCCCCGCCGGGACUCCGCAAUGGGCUCCCCCCGCACAAGCGCCCCAAGAGUGCCGCGGCCGGGCCCGCCGACCCCUUCGGUGACAGCGACGACUUCACGGCGGACGACCUGGAGCAGAUCGACAUCCUGGCCUCGCAGGCGCUGUCGCAGGAUCCGCCCGCGGGACUCGCGUGGGGACCCCCGGGACUGCCCCGGGGCGGGCGGGAAGCAGAAAGCAGAGCAGAAGAUGGGCUGAUGAGAGAAGCAUUCCAGUUUGAAGUACUGCAGACACAGAAUGAAGAAAACAGACAGAAGCUGAAAGAAAUGCAGGAUGAAAUCCUCACUAAAAAUGGAGAAAUUAAAAUUCUGCGUGACUCACUGCAGCAGAUGAGGUUUGCUGUGGAGGAACAGAAAAGAUCAUACCUGCUGCUGGAACAGCAAAAAUCUCAGACCUUGAGUGAAAAAGAAAAAGAGUUCUCCAAAAAGUUGCAGUCGUUGCAGUCAGAGCUGCAGUUCAAGGAUGCAGAAAUUAAUGAGUUAAGAACACGACUUCAGAACUGUGAAAGAAAUAAACAUGUUGUUACUCAGACAGUUCCAACAACAAGCCCUAAAAAGAAUUUUGCAGUGCAAGUGAAACCAGAAGGAUGUUCUCCACAGCCUGGAAGAAGAUCUUUUCCUACAAAAGAAUCCUUCAAUGCUGAAAUGUCCACUAGACCAUCGUGUUCUUCAGGAAAUUUGAUGGCCCCAACUAGUUCAAUCAAAGAAGACAGUAAGAUGACCCAUCCUGAAGUUUCAUCUGUGAAGCACCAGGAGGCAACGGGAAAAAACGGUUCCUACAACUCUGCACCUCAACGGAGCACACGAGGUUCAAUCUUACUGAAUGCACUGAUGAAGCAGCCCAUUGUCCCUGGGUCAUUACUAGGAUUGUGCCAUCUCCUCAGCAGCAACUCUGAGCCUCUACCUGGAGCUGUGUUGCAGCCCAACUCUCUGGAUACGAAGUCCACACAACUCCCCAGCAGCAGGACAGCGCAAGAAGAAACCGCUCCUCUCGUGUCCCUGCAAGAAGCUCAAAAACUUGCAAUAACAGGGUUGAACUUGAUCGCUAUGGACCAAGGAUUAGCUGAAGGAAGCCCAGCAGAAGGCCAGGGAGGGCUCCUGCUCCUCCCCCAGUGCAGGAUCCGAGGAGCUGUGCACCUCCUGCCCCUGGUGGAACACCACGUCGGUGCCUACUGCCGGGCGGGACAACUGCCGGACACGGCCGGGAACGGUUCCUGUGGAAACCAUUCCACUGUGUCUUCCAGAACCAGCACAAGUUCCGUGUCGAGUAAGGAGGACUUCAGGUUGUCUCUUGAGGAAACUGCAGUUAUAUCACUGGGAAUCCUUUAUUACUUGGUGUUCUAUAGCUGGGAUGUUGUCCACACAUUGCUGGCUGCCAGAGCGGAAGAAGGUGCUGCUGCUGCUGGAGACAAACAGGUUUCCAAGAUGGACAAAAAUGUGUUGUGUGACAAUCAGUGUGAUAAUAAAGAAGAUACCAGGACACAAGGAGGGCUGCCUGCAGCUCCACAGGAUGCUCCCAAUAAUGAUCGAGCUCAACAUUCUUUGUUUAAAAAGCUUCUUCAGGUUUUAGCUUUUUCUGCUGCAAGGGGUUCCCAGAGUGACAGAAUCCUGAGCCAGAGCCUACAGGUUUUGGUGAAAUUAGCUGAAAAUUCAACAAUGGACUUGCUAAUAAAUUUUCAGCAGUUGCUGAGCAGCCAGACCCUGCUGCACUGCCUGUGUCCAGAGACCCCCCUGCCUGCCGUCCUCCUGACUGUGAGACUGCUGGGUGUCCUCUCCCAGCACCAGGGCUUGGCUGCUCAGCUGUGUUCUCACUCAGACACCUGCCUUCUCCUCGCACUGUACAUGUACAUAACAUCAAGACCAGAUAAAUCAGCAUCUGAAAUGCUUUGGCUUCAGCUGGAACAAGAGGCCGUCCGGCUCCUGACGCGGCGCACGAGGGGCUCCAGAGCAGCACUGCUGUCCCCUGGCACAGCCUGUCAGUGCAACCUCGAGGUGGUUAAGGCACUAAUUAUAAUGUUACACAGGCAAUGGAUGAAGAUGAGAAGAGCUGAGAACAGCUCCUGUGCACAUAAGGAACAAAUUAUUCAGUUUUUACGGGAUGCUGUUUUACUCUUGCACAGCCUAUCUCAGAAAGAUAAGCUGUUCCAUGAACACUGCUUAGAAGUUCUCCAUCAAUAUGACCAAGCCAUGCCAGGCAUAAGAGCCAUUCUCAAAAAGACUAAAAAACUGAGUGCCUGUGAAGAGCUGAUUUUGGAUGAGUUGUAUCCUCCUGAGCCAGAAGACCAAGGGAUGGACUCCAGCUAGCCAACAUCUCACACAGAUCUGUCCUUCCUCAUCUGAAUCAUCAUAAUCAUUGCCAGUGCAAAUGUGAACUUUAAAUCAUCCCUUUGUUAAGUGACAGCCUAAAGGUUGCAUUCAAAGGCAGCACAACUAAGACACAUUUCUUUGCUGUAAUUAUUUCAGUGCCAUCGAAAUGUAGCUGCAAGUAAACAAAUUUUGAGAUGAGAAUGACACUGCAAUGGACUUAUGAUUGGCCCUGGUAAUGAAUUUCAUCCUGUACAAAACUGCUGGGAAUGGAACAGAAAUGUCUCUCCAUGCCUUCCCUUUUCCUGUGACUACAGCUGAAUUUAUGAUGCUGAACGUGCCAAGAUGUUUGGGAUCACUGCAUUCAUAUGAAAGCCUUUUGAACACACUUUCUUUUGUAAUUUUAACUCUUUCUUGCUUGACUUCCAAAAUUUUCAUGUUGGUAUUAGUAAACAGUUUACAGUGAUUUUAGAAACCUUUCUGGAAGUAACUUGGAGUUGGCAGUUCACUACAGGGCUUUGAAUUUCUUGCUGAGAAUUGGUCACCUGAGUUCACUUGAUUUUUAUGAAUCUGCUGAAAGUGUAACUAUGGAGAUGCCAAAACAAACAAACAAAAAAAUACUUGACCUUACAUUUUUUAAAAUUCACCUUGAAAGAGUAAGAUGGUGCUGUUGAGGACUCCAUCCUAGGUUAUAAAGGGAUAUUUAAGAGUGUGCAGAAUGACUAGGGCUUUUUGGUCACUGUGAAGAUGAAUGACCAUGUCAUUCCUAGGAUACAGCACUGAAGGUUGGAGCUGCUGCUCCCUGCACAGUCACAGCCACGCUGGGCUGCAGGUUAUCAACUGAGCCUAAAAAGGGAGCUGUGAGUGCUUUUAAAAUGAGCCCAUGGGUUUGUAUUUAUAAAUGGGAGAGCUUUUUUCAUUUUUCCACAGGUGCUUGAUUUAGAAAGAGCCUGGAUCCAGGGAACAGGAGGAGGAGAGACCAUACUACAGUGGGAAGGAAGCUCUUGGAAAACUGGGAAACAUUCAGUUCCCUGGUCACGCCCAAAGAAGCUGUGUCCUGCCCUGGGGCAAAGAGCCCCACUCCAGUGGGCUCAAAGAGCUCCUGACUUGGUUUGUGCUUUGGAAAAGAACUUUUCCAGAGACUGCUGUGCAGGAAUAACCAGGGAAAUAAUCCAUCAUCUCCCAAGGGCUGAAGCUUAUUCCCAGCACAGCCUGGGCUCAGCCUCCCCCUCCCGGAGCAGCAGCUCUGCAGAGGCAGGACCAGGUUGUUCCUGUGAAACACAAGCUGCCAACUGCUCCUCUCAGCAGCAGGUUUGAAGUCCCUUGUAGCAUCUGGAAAACUGCCAUUUUCCUGCUUAAAUGCAGCAAGGAAGGAUGAACAGGCACAUAACAGCAAGGCCUUCUGAGCCUGGGUGUGACUGCACGGCCACAAGCCUGGAACUGCCCCAGGGCCCUGGACAAGACACCAGAGGCUGAGUGACAAAAACAACAGUUGGCUUAUCCACAGAAAACAAACAAAUAGAAAC
This is a messenger RNA of Pseudopipra pipra, 3969 nucleotides long. It is a transcript of the gene ATRIP, whose product is annotated as ATR interacting protein. The transcript is spliced from 13 exons. The record is from RefSeq and is a predicted model, not a curated record. Gene Ontology annotation, biological process: DNA damage checkpoint signaling; DNA repair. The coding region runs from base 35 to 2443 and encodes 802 amino acids. NCBI's taxonomy places the organism in Eukaryota, Metazoa, Chordata, Aves, Passeriformes, Pipridae.